Molecule: messenger RNA, 9947 nt
Organism: Diabrotica virgifera virgifera (western corn rootworm)
Lineage: Eukaryota; Metazoa; Arthropoda; Insecta; Coleoptera; Chrysomelidae
Gene: Cpap1-j
Product: mucin-4-like
Exons: 5
Coding region: 143-4114 (1323 amino acids)
Cellular component (GO): extracellular region
Molecular function (GO): chitin binding
Source: RefSeq, a predicted model, not a curated record
UGGAUGUAGUUAGUCUUCUUCUAGUGCAUUGCUCUCGUAGUUGAUUCGACGUUGUUUCGGGCGUUUUUGAUAAGGAAUCUUCCGGAACGAUCGCGAGAACAGCUGUGAUUGGAUUUUUUGAAUCAAUAAAGUACUCAGAAACAUGGAAUUAUGUAGAGCUUUCAAAUGUGGUACUGCAGUGUUAUUUUAUGUAGUCUAUUUUCUCAGAACAGUAAUGUACGUGAAUGGAGUUGAACAUUAUUUUAAUGAUCCCGAAAAACAAACAUCAGUCAAUGGUCCAAAAUCUGAUGAUUUUCUAUUCUUUUAUCAAGGAGUGGAAGGAACACCUGGUGUGGACUUCCCAGUCUAUUCCCAUAUUCCCAGAACCACGUUCAGCUGCAAAGGAUUGGAGUCUGGAUAUUAUGCUGAUCUAGACACUGAAUGCCAGGUUUUCCACAUCUGUGAAGAAGAAAAGAAAAUAUCAUUUCUUUGUCCAAACGGGACAAUCUUCCAGCAGACCGACCUGAUCUGCGAAUGGUGGUUCAAAGUUAACUGCAGUACUUCUCCUUAUCUAUACGAAGAAAGCGCUGAAAAUCUAAGAGAAGACACGGCGAGAAGAAAGUUCAAUAGAAAAGUUAAGCUGAAUAGUCAGGAGAAAAGCUCCACGCAGUUUAAAGAAAACUCUUUCCUAGACAAAACCGAUGAAAAUAAGUACAACGACCAAUAUUUUAUUAACAAAAGAAAUAACCACGUAGCACCUAACCAAAAUGUUUAUAGACAUAAUUCUGAUCAAAUUAAACAACUAAGAGAAACAAAACCCAUUGCUCAAACUUCUACAACCUUGAAACCUACUACAAUUACUAGGAACAAUUACGAAACUAAUAGUCCAAAACAACCUAAACCUACUAACCAUGCGAGAAAUAGAAUAUCACACCAAAAAACUCGUAGGUUUAACGAGAAUGAAUUAGGUAACUAUGAAAACUCAGACUAUGACAAGUUUAUCUAUUCUACCACUACCACUACAUUCGCAACUCCUACUGAAAACUAUUUUGAUAAUGUUAGGAAAACACAAAGAGGUUAUCACGUGCAAUUUUCACAAUCAAGCAGCGAAGUAAAAGAUGUUACUCCUAACCAGGCAUCAGGUAUAAAUCAAGGACCUGAGUAUAACAAAGAAGAAGCCAGUACCACUGAUAACUAUCAAUUAGAGUUUCACAGUCAUGUUAGAAACACCCAUAAGUCUGGUGAUAACCGAAUAAAUAACAAAUCUGAUACUAAAAAUUCUGUUGAGAGAAAAGUGACUGAAAAUUUUACCUCAGAUGAAACACAAACUCCACAAGAAACAGCUUCUUUUGUGAAAACUUCAUUUAACAGCAUUCAUGAUUCUUCUUCGUUUAAUCCUUUUCCUAACCAUAGAACCACUUACUCAGACUUAAAAACUCUCCCUUAUAUAUCAACCAAAGUGUACAGCACAAUUUCGUCAGUGACUCCUCAGUACAUCACCACACAACCAAUAAAUAAUGGAAAACCAUUUUUAGGCAGCAGAGUUGGACUUAAAAUUAAAUCCACAAAAGACUCACUUUUCAUCAACCCACAAGUUAUUACAAGCACUACCAAGAUCGACAAAUCUCUAGAUGCGGACGAUGUGUUUAGAGUACAUGUGGUAGCAGCAGCUGAAAAGAACGUCACUAAUUCAAGUUUGGUUACACCAAAGGUAAUAGAAAAAAUCCUCUUUGGCAAAAUUAAACCCAUAGAGGAAUCAACCAUGUCCUUACUACGAGAUGCUACAGAGAAAACAACGGAACAGAUUUUAGCUACAGGUCUCGUUUCUUCUAUAACUGAUUCUCCAAUUAUAACUGCGAAAUCUAACUCAAAAGAAAAGACUGAUAUACCUAAGAAGCUAGUAAAAACUACUUUCCUUACUACAAAACCAUUCCUUAUACGUUUAGAAGAAAGCCUUGCUCCUCAACCUUCGACGACAAGAAGUACCACAACAAGAUCUACAACCACGCGAGCCCCAACAACCAGGUUUAUAACUAAAACAACUGCUGCAACAAGAACAACUACAACAACGACUCGUAAACCUAGAACUCCAGAUUUCGCUGUUGUAUAUGGAACAUACUCCUCAACAACACCUUCGACAAUAUCAAGUAUCCCAAGCAAUAGUGUACAGAUCAAGUUUAACAAGACUGUUGAUAAAGUUGCUGUUCAUCUAGGAAAAUCUUUUGGAUCUCCAUCAGCAAAGCCUGUAAGUGUUGUGAAGAAUAUUGACUUAAUUAAGACAGAAAUAAUACAAUCUAGUACUGUAAAACCCAGAACUGUCUCCAGUAAUGGAGAGAUUCUAUUACAGCAUUCAAGUAACUCACUUAUACAAUCCUUAUAUGACAACGAUAAAAUUAAAAAUUCUAACAAAUUUUAUGUAACAAAAUCUCAGAGAGUAUCAUCAACAACCGCCAGAUCCAUAGAUCUUGAUGAUAAUAGAAUUUACAAUUUAACAGUUAGAAGUACCACACAGCAACCAAGAGGUUUCCAAAGAUUCAUAAAUGAAGCUUCCACUGUACCAACAAUAUACGACAACACAGCCAAACCUCAUUCAUAUCUUGAUUACAAAAUCUCCACAGCUAGUCCCUUUAAAUCCAUCAGCUCUUCAGAACCAACUCAACCAACGCCGUUCUUUAGUUCUACUCCCACCUCCAUAGAUGAAAAUGUUGAUAAUAUGAUCGAUGUGCUUACUGCUAUAACUAAAGAAAAAGCAAUGAUAUCUGGAGGCCCAAGACCUGGUCUUGUGGUACCACCUUCCGUUGGACCUCAAACGUUACAUACUCUUUCAGUAUACUUUGCUAAUGCGUUAGACGAAGUGAUUGCAAAAAAAGUCAAGGAAUCUGGAAAAUAUCCCGACAAGUUUAUGAUGGAAAAUAAAGAUAAAUUAACAACUUUACUUACUCAGAUGACAGUACAUGGUUAUAAUCAAUUAUUUAAUCAAAAGCAAAUAAAAAACGUGUCUUUAAGUGAUAAACCUUUAAGUACUGAUAGUAAAAAUGAAACAGAGAAGCAAGAUUUUAAAUUAGAAAAUCCCCAGAUUAGACAAUUAGCGAGAAACUUUACUUUGGCUUUAUCAGCUUACCUCAACGAUCCUGAUAUGUUCAGAAGAGAUUUAGAAAACUUAAGACCAACAGAACCACCUUCAGAUAUUGAUGUUGAAACAACCACUGAAUUUAGCGGAAUAGAUGAAGAAUUGCUAAAUUAUUCUGACGAUGAUACCAAAACCAGUUAUCCACCAGUCUUCACAACUUCACAAUCACCUUCACCAACCUGGGGUUUCAUUAUAGCAGCCAAGUCUCCCAAUUCUAUAGACGUUGACAAUGUCAUAGGUUCAGACUUGAAUACUGCUGAUACCCAAUCAUUUGUCCCAGGCUUAAACGAUAUCAACAGCAAUAGCAAUAAAAAACAAGUUGAGAUCUUAAAGGAGUUACCAGAUGACCAUUGGACCACUUCCACAAGUGCCACUGAUUUGUGGAAAAGUACUUUCUCCAUAGAUCCAUCUUUAUUAAACGAAGAGUUUGAUCCCUCUGCUCCUUAUCCCUUCCUAUUCGAUUCAUCAACAGAAACCGUAGAAACUGAGUUAACAACUGUUGAGAGUCUUCCGGCAAUUGGCCAGUCAGUAGAAGUAAACUAUGAGCUUAAAAGUUUGCCUAACUUUUCAAUUAAUUCGUCAGAAGUUUCUGGAAUUUUGAUAGACUUUAUGAAUAACUCAAGUGAUGACAGUCACAAUAAAUUACAUAGGAUAUUAAGAAAAUUAAACACCACCGAAAAUGAGUUUUUACUUAAAAUGAAGGAGAUAGAAGGUAAUCCAGUAACAAGACGAUUAAUUCUUCUUUUGAUCAGUGAGUGUGGUAAAAACGCUACAGAAGAUAUAAAAAAACAUAAGGAAGGUAGAGCGGAUUCUUUAGAAUCUCUAGAAGAAGAUACUGUUGUUCCUAGUCAGAUUAAUGAAGAAGUGUCAGACCAAAAGCAAGAUUCCAUUAGUAGCCUUCUAGGAGGGGCAGAAAGGUACUCUAAGAAGGAAGACGAUCAAGACACCAGAGCGCUACAGCUAUUAAACACUUUGUAUAGCAUAGCUUCAAAAUUGGGGAAAUAAUAGACUUGCCAAUAGUUUUAUUGUAUAAUACGGCCAUAUUGAUACAAAGUGAACAUAUUUGAAAUCGAAAGUUACCACAUUUUUUAGAGUCGUAAUGUUGCUGUUUUAUAUUCUAGCUAAUGUACAAAAAAUAAAAUAUAUUUUAACAAUUAUACAGUGCUAGUCAAAAUCCCCUCCCCCUCGUAUCUUUUAAACGGUUAUAUUUUAAUAUUGAAAUUUGGAGGGAGGAAAUAAACAGACUUAGGCUUCCCAAUUAGUCAUGAGGUCAUAGUCAUAGAAGACGUUAGAGAGCCACUGUGACUGAUAACUCUAAACAGGACCUUCUGGUAAGUGAUAUCUCGUUUUAAAAGUUAUAGUUCAGAGAAAUAAGGAAAAAAAAUAGCCUGUUGGUGACACAACCCCCUCCAGGCCGAAACCAAAUUUUUUGAGUAAUAUAGACAUCUAUAAUAAUAACCUAUAUAUUUCCUGCAGCCGAUUUUGAUGAUAUACAUAGUUAUAAACAAAUGAAGAUCAAAAAACUUCAAUAUGGCGUUUGCUUAAUAUGUCUAUCCUUAGUGGUUGCUUAGAAAAUUGCAAAAUAAAUAAUAAAUUUUGAGUUUUUAUAAAUAUUUAUAACUUAUGUAAAAAUUAACUUAGAACCUUCUUAUUACACGGAAUGCUGAGACUUAUGGUGCUUAAUUCAUACCCUAAAUUUCGAAGAAAUUGGUCAAAUAGUUUAAAAGUUAUUUAAUUUGUUUAUCCCAAUUUUUUUUUUUUUGCAACACUGUAAGUCAGAAAAUGAUGAAGCUACAGUAAUACUUUGGAUAGUUUAUGAAAGAAGGAAAUUUACAGUAUUAAUUUAAUUAAAAAAAAAUUACAAAAAAUAAUUAUAAAUAUUGCAAAAUUAUUUUGCAAAAACAUGUGAAUUGAAUAAAUGGGGGGGGGGGGGGGUAACUUUGUCACUAAUUGUCCUAGGACAGUUGUUUUUCUUUCUAAAUGUGUAUAAAAAUUCAGUCUUUCUAAAUAUGAAAAAAUAAUUUUUCUACAGGUAACGGUUAAGAAGUUAUUCUAAUUGUUUAUAAGUAAGCAAAAAAUCGACAUGUUUUUUCAAAAUAAUUUUACACUGUUUAAAAUUAUUUUUUGUCAUUUAUUUUUAAUAAUGGUAAUAGUAUAAAUAUUCUUCUUUCAUAAACUGUCCGAAGUAUGAUUGUAGCCUCAUAAUUUUCUGACUUGUAGUGUUGCAAAAAAAAUGAAUUUGGGAUAAACAAAUUAAAUAACUUUUAAACUAUUUGACCAAUUGCUUUGAAAUUUAAAAUAUAAUUUAAGUACAAGAAGUAUCAGCAUUCCGUGUAAUAAGAAGGUUCUAAGUUAAUUUUUACAUAGGUUAUGAAUAUUUUUAAAAACUCAAAAUUUAUGAUUUAUUUUGCAAUUUUCUAAGCAACCAAUAAGGAUGGACAUAUUCAGCGAACGCCAUAUUGAAGUUUUUUAUACGAUUUAUGAGUUUCUUACACUCAAAUUUGUUUAAAGUGCUUAACUUUUUGGUAAUAUACGAAAAAAGCGAAAAUUUAGGGUUUUUUGAUCUUCAUUUGUUUAUAACUAUGUAUAUCAUCAAAAUCGGCUGCAGGAAACAUAUAGGUUAAUAAUAUAGAUGUCCAUACUACUCAAAAAAUUUGGUUUCGGCCUGGAGGGGGAUGUGUCACGAGAAAAAUCUUAUUUCUCUGGACUAUUAUUGAAAAUAUCUGUUCAAUCAUACUAAUUUUAUUUAGGUUUAAGCUAAUUUUGAUGAAUAGAUUAAAUAAACUCUAAAAUUGUAGUUUCGCACAUAAUUAGUAAAUAUUUAAGAACCAGUUCUUAGAUUAAGUGUUCAAAAUGUGCGUCAUCUACUUCCUGACAGAAAUGAAUCCUAUUUCUAAACUCUUGUCGUAGGUACUCGUUCAAAUUUGCCGGAGGAAAUUUUCCUACAUUAUUCAAAAAUUCGUUGUUUGAAAACCUUAGAUUAUAUUAUGUAAAUACCCCCACAGAAAAAAUCUCAUGUGAUGUACGGUGACCAAGCUGGCUCUACGAUCAUCUAGAUAACGACUCCCUGCAUCAUAAGUGUGCAGGAGCACGAUCUUGUUGAAACGUUAUUUUCAAAUUGCUGAAUUCAUCUGGAUUAUCCUUCUGAAUCUCAAGAAUUAACGGCCCAAUUACGUUUUGUAAUACCUCCAGAUACAUUUCAUCGGUUAAGUUAGUAUUUAGAACAACAGGCCCAGCUACAUAUGGUUUAACCGUUGAUUGAUAAAUACCAUGAUGAUAAACCAUAAUGAUUGAUAAACCAGUAUAUUUAUCAGUCAACGGUUUAACAUUUACUUUUUCUAAAUUGUUGUAUGCAUAGAGAGUAUAUUUUUUACGAAAAACAUGGGAUAUGUGUCACGGCAAUAUUUCACAUUGUGGGUGUCAACAUUUCCAUUGCGGGAAAAAGUAGUUUCGUCACUAAAACAAAUUGUUUUUAUGUAGUGUAGCUGUCGGUUAAUUUGAUUGGACAUAUUUUCACAGAAUUCUAGUCUUCGAUCGGGGUCAUCAUUUAAAAGUUGGUGCAAAUUUUUUAAUUUGUAUGGAUGCAAUUUGUUUUUAACCAACACCCAGCGUACUGUCCUUUGACUGAUUUCACAGAUAGACCUUGAGCUGUAGAAGAAGUAGAGUUCAUUACUAUUUCUGCAAUUAUGUCAAUUUUUUGUCAUUACCAAUUGUUGAUCGACUAGAUCUAGUGGCAUCUUGAACACUACUUGUUUCUUCAAACUUCCGAAGAAGCUACUACAAAUAAGUCUUCGACAUUGAAGAAUUGCAAAACGUCAAUUUUUUUGACAAAUAACCAGAGGCAGUUUUUAUGAUCUUUACUAAUUAAAUGCGAAACUACAAUUUUAAUAUUUAUUUAAUUUCUUCAUCAAAAUCAGCUUUACCCAAGAAAAAUUAGCAUGAUUGAAUAGGUAUGUUCAAUAUCUUUCAAAUCAAAUAUUACUUGCCAUAAGGUCCCAUUUAAAAGUAUCGGUCGCAAUGGCUCUGUAACGUCAUCUAUAUCUAUGACAUGUUAUGACUAGUUAAGAAGCCACUGUCUGUUUAUUUCUACCCUCCAAAUUUCACUGUCAUAAGUCUACCCGUUCAAAAAAUAUAAAAGGGGGGCGGGACCUUUUGCUAGCAUUGUAUAACCACAACGAAAUAUUUAAGAUAAAAAAUAUACAGAAGCAAUAAUUUCUAAUUAAUAUACCCAUUUUUGUUAUUCUUUAUAUUUACUUACAUAACGACGGACGAUUAGUAUCAGGUUAUUAGUUGUAAUUUUUCAAUUUUCUCUUGUAGACGGGACUGUAUCGUCGCCUCCGUUAGCAAAAUUAUUCCGAUUCGAUUUUUUUGCACAAACUUUCUCAAAAAGAGGUCCUUAUAACAAAUCCACAGGGUGCCAGGCGGUGCCGUGGUCAAAAAAUUUUUUAAACAACUUUUUUAAACAAAUUCAUAAAAAAAAUUUUUCAUUUCGAACGAGUUUUUUUACAUAAUUUGAGUCCUUCUAAGCAAAAAAAGUCUCUUAUCAUUUCUCUCUAAGAUUGAUUGGUGUCGAGUUAUACGCGAUUUAAAAUUUGAAAGUGAAAAAAUGGCCAUUUUCGAGGCUUAAUAACUCGAUUAAAAAUUAUAUUAUGAAAGUUAGAAAGCAAUCAAAUAAUAGUUUUAAACCCCUCCUUCAAGAUACUGAAGAGAAUUUUAUCAUUAUUUUAUUACAAAGCUGUUAUUUUUAAUUAUUAACAAUGACCGCUAUAGUACAAGCUGUAUCGUCGCCCCCGUUAGCGAAAUUAUUUCGAUUUGAUUUUUUUGCACAAACUUACUCAAAAAGAGGUCCUUAUAACAAAUUCACAGGGUGCCAGGCGGUACCUUGGUCGAAAAAUUGUUUAAACAAUUUUUUUAAACAAAUUCACAAAAAUAAUUUUUUCACCUCGAAAAUUUUUUUUAGAUAAUUUGGCUCAUUCUGAGAAAAAAAGGAAUUUUGUGGUUUUUCUCUAAAAUUUGUUGUUGUCGAGUUAAACGCUAUUUAAAAUUUUAAAAAUGCGAAAACGGUCGUAUAACUCGACAACAAUCAAUUUUAGAGAAAAAUCACAAGAGACCUGUUUCGCUCAGAAUGACCCAAAUUAUCUAAAAAAAAAUUGUUCAAAGUGAACAAAUAAUUUUUGUAAACUUGUUAAAAAAAUUGUUUAAACAAUUUUUCGACCAAGGUACCGUCUGGCACUCUGUGGAUUUGUUAUAAACACCUCUUUUUGAGUAAGUUCGCUAACGGGGGUGACGAUACAGUCUGGACUACAGCGCUAAUUGUUAAUAAUGAAAAAUAACUGCUUUAUAAUAUAAUAAUGACAAAAAAUUCUUCAGGAUCUUGAAGGAGGGGUACCAAACUUUGAUUUGAUCAUUUUCUGACUUUCAUAAUAUAAUUUUAAAUCGAGUUAUUAAGACUUCAAAAUGGUUAUUUUUGCAUUUUUUUAAUUUUAAAUCGCGAUAAUUUGGGUCAUUCUGAGAAAAAAAACGUAUUUUGUGGUUUUUCUCUAAAAUUGAUUGUAGUCGAGUUAAACGCGAUUUAAAAUUUUAAAAAUGCGAAAAUGGCAGUAUAGCUCGACAACAAUCAAUUUUAGAGAAUAAUGUCGAGCGACAUUGUUUGCUCAGAAUCAGCCAAAUUAUCUAAAAAAAUUGGUUCAAAAUGAAAAAAAAAAUUGUGAAUUUGUUUAAGAAAAAUUAUUUAAAAAAUUUUUCGACCACGGCACCCCUGGCGCCCUGUGGACUUGUUAAAAUAUUUGAGAAAGGUUGUGCAAAAAAAUCGAAUCGGAAUAAUUUCGCUAACGGGGGCGACGAUACAGACCAGUCUAUUGGUCGUUGCUUUAGAUUUUACUCAUGUUCUUUUUCAUUUUUUAAAUUUUUUUACCAUUUAAAUACAGGGUGUCCCGAAAAGAUUGGUCAUAAAUUAUACCACACAUUCUGGGGUCAAAAAUAGAUUGAUUGAACCUAACUUACCUUAGUACAAAUGUGCACAUAAAAAGAGUUACAGCCCUUUGAAAUUACAAAAUGAAAAUCGAUUUUUUUCAAUAUAUCAAAAACUAUUAGAGAUUUUUUAUUGAAAAUGGACAUGUAUCAUUCUUAUGGCAGGAACAUCUUAAAACAAAAUUAUAGUGAAGUUUGUCCACCUCAUAAAAAUUGUAUGGGGGUUUUGUUCCAUUAAACCCCCCCAAACUUUUGUGUACGUUCCAAUUAAUUCAUUAUUGUGGUACCAUUAGUUAAACACAGCGUUUUUAAAACUUUUUUACCUCUUAGUAUUUUUUCGAUAAUCCAGUUUUUAUCGAGAUGCGGCUUCUUUUUUAAUAUAUUUACAUAAAAAUUUUAUGGGGGUUUUGUUCCUUUAAACCCCCAAAUGUUUGUGUACGUUGCAAUUAUACUAUUAUUGUGGUACCAUUAGUUAAACACAGUGUUUUUAAAACUUUGUUGCCUCUUAGUAUUUUUUGACAAGUCAUAUUUUAUCGAGAUAUGGCUUCUUUUUCAAAAUAUACAUAAGAAUGUAAAUUAUAAAUAAAUUUUCAGAUUAUUAACAGGUCUUUACGAUCGUACUUAAUCAUAUAAAAAUAUGUGGUGGAUUCGACGAAUAUUCAAAAUAUGUCGAUAAACACUGGCUUAUCGAAAAAGUACUAAGAGGCAAAAAAGUUUUAAAAAUAUUGUGUUUAACUAAUGGUGCCACAAUACUAAUUUAAUUGGAACGUACACAAAAGUUUGGGGGGGUUUAAAAAAACAAAACACCCAUAAAAUUUUUAUGGGGUGAACAAAUUUGACUUUAAUUUUUUUUUUAAGAUGAUGCUUC